Messenger RNA from Cinclus cinclus, 965 nucleotides. It is a transcript of the gene CRIP2, whose product is annotated as cysteine rich protein 2. The coding region runs from base 1 to 627 and encodes 208 amino acids. NCBI's taxonomy places the organism in Eukaryota, Metazoa, Chordata, Aves, Passeriformes, Cinclidae. The record is from RefSeq and is a predicted model, not a curated record. The transcript is spliced from 8 exons.
AUGGCAUCCAAGUGCCCCAAGUGCGACAAGACCGUGUACUUCGCCGAGAAGGUGUCUUCCCUGGGCAAGGACUGGCACAAGUUCUGCCUGAAGUGUGAGCGCUGCAACAAGACCCUGACGCCAGGUGGACACGCCGAGCACGAUGGGAAGCCCUUCUGCCACAAGCCCUGCUACGCCACACUCUUCGGCCCCAAAGGGGUGAACAUCGGCGGGGCCGGCUCCUACAUCUACGACCAGCCGCAGAUCGAGGGGCAGACGGCUCCAGGACCCAUCGAGCACCCGAUGAAGGUGGAGGAGAGGAAGGUGAAUGCUGCACCUCCCAAGGGACCCAGCAAAGCCUCCAGUGUCACCACUUUCACCGGGGAGCCCAACAUGUGCCCACGAUGUGGCAAGAGAGUCUACUUUGCUGAGAAGGUGACCUCUCUGGGGAAGGACUGGCACCGUCCCUGCCUACGCUGUGAGCGCUGCAGCAAGACGCUGACCCCAGGAGGCCAUGCCGAGCACGAUGGACAGCCGUACUGCCACAAGCCCUGCUACGGGAUCCUCUUCGGGCCAAAGGGUGUUAACACCGGAGCUGUGGGGAGCUACAUCUAUGACAAAGACCCUGAGGCGAAGAACCAGCCCUAGGCAGCAUCCCCAGCUGCCCACACGCUCUGUGCCCCCCUGUACUAACCUCCUGCUCCCACUUGAGCAAACCUCACCAGGCUGGCAACGGAGCUGUGCCCUCUCUGCUGUCUCUACUCCUUUGGGCAGGACAGCCCUGCCCCUGGGUUGUUAUUAUUAUCAUAGUCUCUAAUAUAAGCUUCAGUGUUUUAAGGCAAAGGUAGAACGGAUUUCCGGUGGUUCCCAAUGUGCUCUGCCCUCCCCAGCCCUCCCACCAGCCCCCCGAGGGUGGGAGGCAGCAGGGCAGGUGUGAGCAUGUCCCUGGUGCUGGUGGCACCCAAAGGGCUGAGCAUGGGGGAAGG